Molecule: messenger RNA, 6868 nt
Organism: Cololabis saira (Pacific saury)
Lineage: Eukaryota; Metazoa; Chordata; Actinopteri; Beloniformes; Belonidae
Gene: lrrk1
Product: leucine-rich repeat kinase 1
Biological process (GO): protein phosphorylation
Molecular function (GO): protein binding; ATP binding; protein kinase activity
Source: RefSeq, a predicted model, not a curated record
AUCAGGAAGUGUGUGGUUGUUGUUGGACAGACCGGCGUGGCCGCGGAACCGUCCCGGGACGAGCCCCCCCGGACCCGCUCCGGAACCAACAGUUAUAGGCCUCCGGCUGGAGCCGCUGUGAUCCUGGCUGUGUUCUGGCUGUGAUCCGGGUGUGCCUCACCGCUGACCCCGGGAGGAAAUGUCCUACUGGUCCGUGUGCACGUCCCAGGAAACUGGAGCCACUCCCAGCAGCAUGGAGCAACCCAGUGGCACGGUUGAGGAAAUGGGAGCCAAGCCGUCGCUGGCGGGGAGCGGCCGGCCCAGGUCUGGAGCGGCCCCCUCCCCCGUGCUGGAGAGGGUCCGGGCGGCGUAUGAAGGCGGGGAUGCUGAGGCCGCGGGGGAGCUGAUCCAGCAGGCCUGCUGCGGGGAGUGCAGCGCAGGAAUCCACCACCACAGAGUGCAGCUGCUGUCCCUGGCCACCCGGCACGGCGACCAGAAGAGUGUACGUUUCCUUCUGAAAGAAGCUGGCGUAGCCGUCCCCCAGGAGCCGACGAGCAGCAACCCAGCCAUCCUGGCCGCUCACCUGGGACACGCCGCCCUGGUGAAGGAGCUGCUGGACUCUGUCCCUGCUGUGUCUCUGAGGACGGAGCUGCUGAACUCCAUGCUGGCCACGUCGUGCCAGCAGGGUCACCUGGACACGGUCCGCCUGCUGGUGAACGGCUACGGAGCUGACGUGGAGGACUGUGCCAGCCAGGGCGAUGACUUCGCCGUCCUCACCGGGCUGCCGCUGUACGCUGCCGCACAAGCAGGUAACGAGGACGUGGCUAACUUCCUGCUGCAGCGCGGGGCAGGAUUCUCGUCCUACACCCUCCUGGACUUCCCCGGCUUCAGCAGACACCUGCUCAGACUCAGGCUGGAGGACACGCCUGGGGACGGUGGACAGCAGAACCUCAGCCUGUGUUGGACGGGGUUGCGGCUGCCCUGGCUGGACCUGGACUGGUUCCUUGACGUCUCGUCCCGGAUCACUCACCUGGACCUGUCGUCCAACAGCCUAGCGGCUCUCCCCUCCGUGGUUCCUUGGGGUCUCAUUCACUUGAGAACUCUGGAUCUUUCCAACAACAAUCUCAAAGAGCUGCCUUUCGCUGAAAACUCCCAGGACGUCAUCUGCUCCAGCUUACAACAGGCCAAUCUGUCUCAGAACCAGCUGAAAAGCUUGCCAACCGGACUCCUCCACCUGACCCACAUGCAGAAACUCUUCGCCUCCAAGAACCAGCUGGCAGUUCUGUUCGACGUGUCCACCACGGUGAACUGGAUCGGCCUUCGUAAGCUGGAGGAGCUGGACGUGUCGGAUAACUGCCUGGCCAGUCUGCCCACGGCCGUGGUGCACUGCCUGAAGUCCCUGUGCAGCCUGGACGUGAGCAGGAACAGGCUGAGCUGCUUCCCUGAGCCCUGGGCCUGUCCACUGAAGCAGUGCAAGGCUCCUUCCAAUGUAAUCGAAGCUCUUCCAAGCAGCAUCUCAGUUUCGUGGAGGAGCCGGCUGCAGGAGGUGGACUUCUCUGACAACUGCUUGAAGGAGAUUCCCUCAUACAUCUUUGAACUGGAGUCGGUGGUGUCUCUGAGAUUGUGCGGGAAUCUGAUCACAACCCUCCCUGAGUCUGAGAAGUGGCAGUGCUGUCAGCUGAGAACCCUGGACCUGUCCAGGAACCAGCUGGGCAGAAUGGAUGAGGUUCCCAAAUCCCGGAGGCUGGCCUUCCUGGCGACGUGGAGCCGCAGGGAGCCGGACGCAGUGUGUCCCCUGGAGUUUCCUGGGAUUCUUCGAGAUUCCCUGGAAGUUCUGCUGCUGAACAACAACCAGCUGGAGUGUGUUCCCCAGUCGGUGUGUGCUCUGCACAACCUGACGGAGCUGUACCUGUCCGGGAACCCGGGGAUUCGGGAGCUCCCUGCAGAGCUGGGCCAGCUCUCCAACCUCUGGCAGCUGGACAUCGAAGACCUCAACAUCACCAACGUCCCCCAGGCCGUGAGGAAAGAAGGUCCUGCAUCUGUCCUGGCUUUCCUCCAAGCACAGCUUCGGAAAGCAGAGCCGUGUAAACUCCUGAAGAUGCUGGUGAUCGGCCCCCCGAGGCAGGGCAAGACGGCCCUGGUGGAGGCCCUGCUGACGGGCAAGGCGUCGCCCUUCACCCAGGCCGAGGGCAGCGUCUCCACCUGCACCUGGGAGCUGGACAAAAGCAGCACGGCCAAAAACAAUAGGGACGGCCUGGUGUGUAACGUGUGGAACGUGGGCGGCCAGGCCAGCAUGACCACGGUGAACCAGUGCUUCUUCACCGACAAGGCCUUGUACCUGGUGGUCUGGAACCUGGCGCUGGGGGAGGAGGCUGUGGCCAACCUGCAGACCUGGCUGCUCAACAUCGAGGCCAGAGCUCCCAACUCUGCCGUGGUCGUCGUGGGAACACAUCUGGACCUGAUUGACAGCAGGUUCCGCAUGGAGAGGCUGGCGACCCUGAGAGCCUACGUCCUGGCGCUGUGCCGGUCCCCCUCCGGGGCCCGGGCCAGGGGCUACCCCGACAUCACCUGGAAACACCUGCAUGAAGUGUCCUGUAAGACCCUGGAGGGGCUGGACGGCCUGAAGACGCUGCUGCAGCGUGUGGCGUCCUCCAUGAGGGACGGCAGCUCGGCCUGUGGGAGCAAACACCUGGGCAGACUGAUUCCCAGGAGCUACUUUGUACUUCAGGAGGCAGUGAUAGCAGAGAAGCAGCGGCGUGAUGCCCAGGGGGAGGUCCAGUACCUGACGGACGCCCAGUUGGAUGACAUCAUUGAACAGAACCCAGAAAGUGACAUCAGGGACUAUGAAGACUUGCAAACAGCCAUCAGAUUCUUGAUUGAAACAGGGACUGUUCUGCAUUUCCCUGACACCAGCCACGGCUUGUGUACGCUGUAUUUCCUGUGUCCCGUGUGGCUGUCGGGCUGCCUGGAGGGAAUCAUACACCUCAAGUCAACGCGCAGCGUCGCCAGGAAGGGAGAGAUCCAGGCUCAGGACCUCAGGAAACUGCUGGCAGGAACAGGAUUCACCCAGGAAACAGAAGAACAGUACUUCCAGUUCCUGGCCAAGUUUGAAAUCGCACUGCCUUUAGCCAACAACAGCUACCUGCUGCCCCACCUCCUCCCUCCAAAGCCGGCCCUGGACAUCCACCUCUUCCACCAGCAGGCCAGCAACUCCCUGCAGCGGCUCUUCAAGAUGAGCUUCGUUCCUGCAGGAUUCUGGGAGCGCUUCAUCGCCAGGAUGCUCAUCAGCCUGACGGAGAUGGACCUGCAGCCGUUGGAUCCUCCCAGGAGCAACACGAGGAGCCGUCAGAGGAACUCGGUCAUUUACAACUUCACCAGGAGCCAGCAGAGGAACCGCUGCAGCACGUUCAGAGUGCGGCGCAACCAAACCAUCUACUGGAAGGAAGGGCUUCUGGUCACUUUUGAUGGAGGUUUCCUCAGUGUGGAGUCAUCGGAUGUGAACUGGAAGAAGACGAAGAGCGGCGGCAUAAAGAUCAUCUGCCAGUCAGAGAUGAGGGACUUCUCUGCGAUGGCUUUCAUCACGGACCACGUCAACUCCCUGAUUGAGCAGUGGUUCCCUGCAUUGACAGCCAGCGAGAGCGACGGCAGCCUCCUCAUCGAGCAGUACGUGCCCUGCUGUCUCUGCGCCUCCCAAGCUCAGCAGAGCGGCGCUGGCGUCGAGGUGUCCGGGCUCAGCCAGGCGGGGGACAGACCAGGACAUGGAGCAUCCCGGGCCAGAGCAGGGGUUCAUUACUUCAACAUGGAGGACUGUGUUCUGGCUGCGGUGGAGAAAGAGCACAUCAGCUGCCCGCAGCACCCGGAUCAGCCAGUCCCCCUCCAGGAGCUGGUUCCAGAGCUCUUCAUGACAGACUUCCCUGCACGGCUGUUUCUGGAGACGGCCCAGCUGGAGUACUCGGAGCAGGACAGCAGCAUCCUGGGCCAGGGCGGCAGCGGGACCGUCAUCUACAGGGCCAGGUACCAGGGGCAGCCGGUAGCCGUCAAACGCUUCGACUUCAAGAAGGGCCGGCAGCAGUCCGUCAGCACAGACACCAUGAUUAAACACCUGCAGUCUGCAAACGCCAUUCGGAGUUUCUCCGAGUUUCGCCAGGAGGCCAGCAUGUUGCAUUCUUUGCAGCAUCCUUGUAUCGUCUCUCUGGUGGGCAUCAGCAUUCACCCGCUGUGCUUUGCUCUGCAGCUGGCUCCUCUAGGGAGCCUCAACACGGUGCUGGAGGAGAAACACAGGAGCAAAAGUUCCAGAUACAUGCCUCUUGGUCACAUGCUCACUUUCAAGGUGGCCUAUCAGAUCGCUACAGGACUGGCGUACCUUCACAGGAAGAGCAUCAUCUUCUGUGAUCUCAAAUCUGACAACAUACUGGUGUGGUCUCUGGAGGUGAAGGAUCCGGUCAACGUCAAACUGUCUGACUACGGCAUAUCUCGACAAUCCUUCCAUGAGGGGGCACUGGGGGUGGAGGGUACGCCGGGGUACCAGGCUCCCGAGGUCCGACCAGGCAUUGUGUAUGAUGAGAAGGUGGACGUGUUCUCCUACGGGAUGGUGCUGUACGAGCUGCUGUCUGGGAGACGGCCGGCGCUGGGACACCACCAGCUCCAGAUAGCUAAGAAACUCUCCAAAGGCAUCCGGCCGGUGCUGGCCGGUCCAGAGCAGGUCCAGUUCUGCAGCCUCCACACUCUGAUGGCUGAAUGCUGGGACACCAAGCCAGAGAAGAGGCCGGUGGCGAUGCAGUGUGUGAGGCAGAUGCAGGAGCCCAGCUUCCCCUGCCUGCGGUAUGUGUUGCCGUGCGGCGUCCAUUCCCAGCUCUUCCUGUCCCCGCUGCAGGGACACAGCGCCGUCUUCUGGCACGGAGACCAGGACCACAGGAACUACAGUGUCGUCAACGUGGAGAAGGGCCAGAUGGACGUGAAGAGGAUGCCGUGUCCAGGCCGGAGGAUCAGCUGCCAGAUGAAGAUGCAGAACUCUCUGUGGAUCGCCACUGAGGAGCAGGAGGUUUUCAUCUACAGUCUGAAGGACAUGUGUCCCCUCAGCCAACCCCAGAGACGCUUCUCCUGCCCAGCGAUCAUCACCUGCUUGUUCCAUGUUCCAGCAGGAGAACAGAGCUUGGCCCGAGUGUUUGCGGGGAUGUCCGACGGCCUGGUGGCCGUGUACAGCUUGGUGGACGACCUUCCUCUGGACGGAGAGACCUACCUGUGUUCACACACCCUAAACAAGACCGUGUUUGGACUGAAGGACUCGGACCCGAGGCAAAGACCCUACCCAGUCAGAACCAUCGCUCUGGUCAGCGGUGGCUCUCAGAUCUGGUUCUCCAACGGCCCCGGUGUGCUAAUUAUCGACUCUGUGAGUCUUCGUGCGGUUCGAAGGUUGGAAUCCUACAGCCCGCCGUCCUCCAUCGUAUCCAUGGCAACGAGCUUCAGCUUGUUGGGACAGGAAGGAGUGUGGACCCUGGACGACCACACAAACACCCUGCUGCUGUACCACGCCGCCUCCUGCGAGCUCUGCGCCACCUACUGCUGCUCGGACGUCAACCCUCUCCGGGACGUCUUCCCCGUGCAGCGUCCCGCUGGGGGCGCAGCGGGGACGGCCGCUGAUAUCAACCCCGCGGACCAGGAAGGGAAGCUGGAGCGGUUGAACGGGCAGGUGACGCUGCUGUACAGCGACGGGGCCGGCACUCAGAUCAUCCAGCACCAGGACUCGCUGACGGACUACUACUCCAUCUCAUCAAACUCUCCCACGGAGCAGAAAGAGUCCGACGCUUUCAGCACAUUUGACUCCCAGUUAGUAAACAGCACGCCACUUCCUGUGAACGGGGAGGAGUCGGGCGUGGGCCGGAACCGACGGACGUCCAGCGACGCCGGGCCUGAUCUGGAGUCGGUGGAGAGUACGACCCCCACCGCCCCCCACCUGCAGGCCUUCGCCAUGCUGCCGGUCAACGGGACUCUGUGGAUCCCCAGGCGUGGAGGAGAUGUUAUUGUCAUUGAGAUGCAGUCGCACGCUGAUGAGCUGAGAGGCCGAGUCGUCGCCGUCCUCCGUCCACCCGGCUGCUCUUCUCUGGGGAUCCUUCGGGAGGCAGCACUCGUGGCAAAAGAUACAGUUGUCUGUGGCUUUCAGAGGGAAAACAUGGAGUGGUGCCUGGUUGUCUGGAGGUCCUGGGGCUGCUGCGAGCUGGAAAGCUUCUACCAGUCCUACGAGGAACUUGGCCGCCUGGAGUCCAGCAUGAGGAAAAGAAGGUAGCUGUUGUGCUGCACAAGCGAGGCGCAGAAUUGCAUCUCUGUGUGGUGGUUGGAGCCGAGGGGAAUACGCACGGACAGACUGGUAGUAUUCAGAGCAGGGGGCCGCUGAAUGCUGACAUCGCAGCAACACAGGAGGGAGAAGAAGUGAGGGCCGUCUCCCCGCCGCAGACCCAAGGAGCCGGUUCAGGAGUCAAUGAAAACUCAUCAGGACGAUUGACUCAAAGUCCAGCGCUCUAAUGGGCGCCUCAGCACCGCAGCGCAUCGGCAGCCGGGUCCGACGGGGGUCGGGUUCGUUGGGUCUCGUCUUCCUCCAUCUCCCUCCUCCGGUCUGCAGCUGGGACUCUGCACACACACAAGCGCUGGCUGUUUGUGGAGGAAUGCUGAUGUUUCCCAGCAGGCCGUCCUGAUGCCGUACAGGAAACAAACAGCAGCUGGUGGACGGCAGCGAUACUGACACACACUCGCUACGAACACACGGCAAAGCUGAGUCAGCACGCCCCUGCUCUGACCCGUCAGCUCGUCUUCUGUGCAGCACGGCGCUCACUGUCAACACCUUUAGCAGGUCUUUAAAUUGUUAAUAUUUUUUGCUAAUAAAGGUAGAAAUAGA